Fonticula alba is the source of this 2965-nucleotide messenger RNA. RefSeq lists its product as hypothetical. The record is from RefSeq and is a predicted model, not a curated record. The transcript has 8 exons. Gene Ontology annotation, cellular component: nucleus. Bases 122 to 2803 code for a protein of 893 amino acids. NCBI's taxonomy places the organism in Eukaryota, Rotosphaerida, Fonticulaceae. Gene Ontology annotation, molecular function: preribosome binding; ATP hydrolysis activity; RNA binding. Gene Ontology annotation, biological process: ribosome biogenesis.
ACACACACACACACACACACACCUUUGCCGCUCUUCGCCACCCCCGAAAACACACACAUACACCUCCGACCUGCACUUGGCUACGCGCGGACACUCCUUCCCCUCCCCGCCUCCCCGCACAAUGUCGCAGACGCCUGCCACCGGCUCCCCGAGCAGCGGCUCGGACGCACCCCCGAAGCCACCGUCUAUGAUCGCCUCCACUCUGGCCAAGCGGAUCUCCUCUCUCGGCCCCGACGUGCAUGAUCUGAUCCGCCUGCGGGUAAUUCACACCCCAGAUGGUCAGCGCCGGGCUCCAGCCGAUGCGACCCAGCGCAUGUACGACCAUGUCGUCAAGGAUCUCAACGUUUUCAAGAACUUCCGCCCGGCCACCGUGAUGCAAGAGCUUGGGAAAGCCAUUGACUACAUGGAGAGGCUGGAAGUCUACGGAUCCCAGAACCCCCUGGAGGAUACCCCUGUGACGGCGCUCUUCACUUGGAAGCUGACGGCCGACACAUCCUCCCCAGAGGAGGACAUGAGCAGCUUGGAGGCCGAUGACACCCCACUGGCCGACUCCGCCAGCUCGAGCGAGCCUGCCAAGCGUCCCCGUGAGACGGCGGCUCCCGAUGCCGAGCAGCCUACCGGCACGACCCCCGCCGACGGGACUCCCUCGCGCGAUGAUGCGCAGCCAACCCCGAAGAAGCGCCUCAAGCGCCGGCCGGCACCCGGGCAAACGGGCUCUGCUCGCGAUAUGGGCGGCCUCCCCGGGCCCGACGGAGCCCCGGCCUCGGUGCCGAUGAGCUUCCUAUCAGAGCGCCCCACCCUCCGGUUCAGUGACAUCGGUGGCAUCGAUCAAAACCUCCAGCGCGUGCGCGAGUUCAUCGAGUUCCCCCUGCGCUUUGGCUCCCUUUACGCGCAUCUUGGCGGCUCGCCCGCUUCUGGUCUGCUGCUCCACGGCCCGCCUGGCUGUGGUAAGACCAUGCUUGCUCAUGCGAUUGGCGGCGAGUUUGAUGUGCCCUUUUUCCGGGUCUCUGCGCCGGAAAUGAUUUCCGGCGUGUCCGGUGAGUCCGAGCAGCGCCUGCGUUCGCUUUUCGCUGAGGCCCGCCGGAUGGCACCCUGCAUCGUUUUCAUCGAUGAGAUCGAUGCCAUCGCCCCGAAGCGUAACCAGGCCGCACGUGAGAUGGAGCGCCGCAUCGUCGCCCAGCUGCUCACUUGCAUGGAUGAGGUCGAGCGCUAUUGGAAGGAGUCCAAUGGCAAGUAUGUCUGUAUCAUUGGUGCUACCAACCGGCCGGACUCGAUUGAUGCGGCGCUGCGGCGAUCGGGUCGCUUCGAUCGGGAGAUUAGUGUCGGCAUCCCGAAUGACGAGGCCCGUGAGAGCAUCCUCCGCGCCAUGGCCCGGAACAUGACGAUUGAGCCCGGUGCCCUGGACUGUGUGGCCCGGGAUACGCCUGGGUUUGUGGGGGCCGAUUUGCAGGCCCUCCUGAAGGAGGCCGUACAGGCGGCCGUCAGUCGCAUUGUCGACCGUGUGAGCAAGGAGGCGGCGCCUGCCCCGGCCCCUGUCGACACUGUGACCGAGGCUGCUGCUGCUGCCGCUGCCGCUGCCGCUGCUGAGGAUCCGUCCACGGGCAAGAUGGCCGAACCUGUGGUCGAUUCGACCAUCGCGGAAACUCCGGAUACCCGGGAUGCUCCGAUUGAUGGCGUCAUCGAGGAGGCCAUCACCGCAGCUUUGACCGGUGCCCCGCUGGUCCCCGGUGAGCGCGACUGGUCCCAGGAGCAGAUCACAUCGGCCGACUUCAUGGUGGCCCGCAAGCUGGUCCAGCCAUCGAGCACGCGCGAGGGCUUUGCCACCAUCCCCAACGUCACCUGGUCGGACGUGGGUGCGCUGGAGGGCGUUCGUCGCGAUCUGCACAUGUCCAUUAUCGCGCCGAUUCGGCACCCGGAGAAGUUCCGCGCCCUGCGGUGCUCCACGCCGAGUGGCGUGCUGCUCUAUGGCCCACCCGGCUGUGGUAAGACCCUGGUGGCCAAGGCCGUGGCCAACGAGUCGCGCGCGAACUUCAUCUCGGUCAAGGGGCCGGAGCUGCUGAACAAGUAUGUCGGCGAGUCGGAGCGCGCGGUCCGUGCCCUCUUUGCGCGGGCCGGCGCCAGUGCCCCGUGCGUCAUCUUCUUCGAUGAGCUGGACGCCCUGGCGCCCUCGCGAUCUGGCAAUGAGGGCGGCUCUGGCAAUGCGGCCACCGAGCGCGUCGUUAAUCAACUGCUUACGGAGAUGGACGGUGUCGAUCGGCGAAACGGGGUAUUUGUCAUUGGUGCCACCAAUCGCCCGGACAUCAUUGACCCGGCGGUCAUGCGCCCGGGCCGCCUGGGCAAGCUCAUCUAUGUGGGCCUGCCGUCGGCGGUGGAACGCCAGCGCAUUCUGCAAACGCACCUCCGCAAUGUUCCCCUGGCAACCGAGCCCCCGAGCGAGGUUGUCAGCGUGUCUGCUCUGGCGGAUCUGUGCGAUGGCUUUACUGGCGCCGAUCUCGCGUCUUUGGUGCAGGAGGCCGCCAUGCUGGCCGUGCAGGAGUCCAUCGCCGCCGAUGAUCCACAUCUGGCGGGUCUUCUUCGUCGUCUGGAGGGCGAUGUUGCAUCUGCCGAGGGUGCAUCUGCUGGGGCUACCGCCGCGGAGGAGGGGGUCGCCACUGAGGAUGUGGCUCCCGCGCCGCCGGCCGUUCCCCAUACGCCGGUGUUGCAGAUGCGGCACUUUGUCGCCUCAUUGGCCAAGGUCCGCCGGUCGGUUACUCCAGCGGAUCAGAAGCGCUACGAGGCUAUGUACAAGAAGUACUGUCAGUAGGGGGGUGGAUGGGGAUGUUUGCCUGGCUGGUGUCGUCUCCGGGCCGACUGUUUGUCGAAACAAAAAACCGGGCUCGGGAGCGACAUCAUGCCUGGCACUCCUCCAUUCCCCAACAAUAAUAAACCCAUAGAUAGACCCUCCCCGGGUCACACGAUGUUGCUG